AUGAUUCUGCUAGUGACGUUCCUGUGUCUCGCAGCUGUGCUGUCUCCAUCCACUGCACAGGAAACUGAAGGUUUUGAUGAUCUGUCAACUAGCAAAGUAGAUCAGCAAAAGCUGAUUGUUGACAAACAUAAUGCCCUCAGGAGAGGGGUAAACCCAACGGCCAGCAACAUGUUGAGGAUGCAAUGGUCUCCUGCAGCUGCAAAGAAUGCCCAAAAUUGGGCCAAUAACUGUACCUUAAGUCACAGUCCUGCUAACAUGAGGAGAACCACUGUACAAUGUGGUGAAAAUCUCUUCAUGUCAUCCGCCCCUUUCCCAUGGUCAGAUGUUACUCAGGCCUGGUACAAUGAGGAGAAAGAUUUCAUAUAUGGAACUGGAGCAAAAAGACCAGGUGCUGUGAUUGGCCACUACACUCAGGUAGUUUGGCACAGUUCUGGACAAAUUGGAUGUGCUACGGCUUACUGUCCCAACAGUAAAUAUAAACACUUUUAUGUCUGCCAGUACUGCCCUGCGGGGAAUCUACUAAGUUCAAUUAAGACACCCUACAAAAAAGGAGAACCCUGUGGUGAUUGCCCGAAUGCUUGUGAGAAUAGAUUAUGCACCAAUCCUUGCAAGCAUCAAGAUUUCUUUGGAAACUGCAGAAAUCUGAAAAUGUUGUUUAGCUGUAACCAUUCACUGGUGAAGGAGAAGUGUCCUGCUACCUGUAGAUGCACCACUCAAAUCAUAUGA
Opisthocomus hoazin is the source of this 726-nucleotide messenger RNA. Lineage: Eukaryota; Metazoa; Chordata; Aves; Opisthocomiformes; Opisthocomidae. The record is from RefSeq and is a predicted model, not a curated record.